Molecule: messenger RNA, 3511 nt
Organism: Pectinophora gossypiella (pink bollworm)
Lineage: Eukaryota; Metazoa; Arthropoda; Insecta; Lepidoptera; Gelechiidae
Exons: 3
Coding region: 1018-2574 (518 amino acids)
Source: RefSeq, a predicted model, not a curated record
GAUCGAUUUAUUGGUUCGUUUGAAGACUCGCGCGUAUAAUACUGUUACUCGCGAUCGUCACCAGGGGACUCUGCAGAGCUUCGAAUACUUCCGGAAACGCCCACUUUUUUCGUCGACGACGCCAUAUUUUUUUUCUCGACAACACGUAUAGCGUAACUAGCCUGUUACAAAUAUUUUAUUUUGUAAUUGUAGCGUAUUUAGCAAGUGUACUUAGUUUCUAAGUCAUCAUAAAGUGUUUGUUUUACCAUUAUGUCUGAUUCGGAUUGUGAUAACAGCCCUAAGGCUCUAGAAGGUCUUUUACGCAAACGUGCCUCUCAGAAGGGCGUUUUGACGAAACAUUUUAAUUAUUUUCGUGACACUGAUGGUGCGGAACUCGAUCGCCAGUGCCUUUCCAUAAAGGAGGAGAGGUUGAGGGCUACGUUUGACAGAUUUGAAAAACUUAACUUGGAGAUAUGUGCGCUUAAUCCAGACGCGGACGACUGUGACGCUGUUGAAACCAAAUACUUGGAAACACUAACUCUGAUAAAACGCUUAAUGCAAAAGUUAGAUGAUAACCAGGUGGUUAGCCCUCCCCCGCUGCAAACCAUGGCAACGAAGCUGCCUGAAAUAAAGAACGUCGAGCCCUUGCACUUGAAAAUGCUGAGAGAACUCAGGUGCAAUUCCCCGUUUCAAAGGCUGCUCACACAGUGACAGUGAAGGACGUUGCAGGAGCCACUGUUAAGUCAGCACCGCCGCCACUUGCCUGCACACUAUGUGCUGUUGCCGUCUGAGCAUUCCACAACUGUAAGCAGCCUGUCAGAGAAUGGAGCCAGCCAGCAACUGCCGGUUCUACACACACAAUUUGGAUAUGUGAUUGCAGGGUCCAUACCAACUAAUCAGCAUUCAAGCCAAGUAACAUCAUUAUUUUGCAAUACAUGUGACACGUCACUUAGUGACACGCUCUCCUCGUUUUGGGAGUCUGAAAGGGUUCCUGAAUUUUUUCCAGAAAAACUCCCGGAGUAUGAGACCUGUGAGCAAAUGUUUUGUAAUUCUGUGAAUUUAGAUACAGAAAAUAACAAGUUUGAAGUUGCAUUACCUCUUAAAUUACCACUAGAGUCAAUAAAUGAAACACUUGGCCAAACUUUCAACCUAGCUCUCAAAAGGUAUCUAAAUUUAGAAGCUAGAUUUCAAAGGGAUCCAGAGCUACAUAAGCUGUACUCUGAAUUUAUUCAUGAGUAUGUACAACAAGGCCAUGGUACAUUCAUAGAUAUCAGUCAAUAUAAUCUUGAUUCUGAUCCAGUUUAUUUUCUAUCACAUCACGCAAUUCUUAGACCAGACAAAAAAACAACUAAGUGUCGUGUAGUUUUUGAUGCUUCAAUGAAAAGCAACAAAAAAGUAUCACUUAAUGAUUUAUUGUUAAAUGGCCCUGUGGUGCAGAAAGAUUUGAUAGACAUUUUAUUGUUGUUUAGAACUGGGGAAUUUAUUUUUGUAACUGAUAUUAAAGCAAUGUUUAGAAAUAUAUCACUCGCCCAAAAAUAUAGAUCAUUGCAAAACAUCCUUUGGAGGGAUACCCCCAAGGAAAAUAUUCAAUGUAUACAGCUAAAUACAGUCACUUAUGGACUCAAGUCUUCCUCUUACUUAGCUACACGGUGCUUGAAGGAGUUGGCUGUCCGACAUAGGGAACAGUUUCCACUGGCUGCUCAUAUUAUUGAACACUCUACAUAUGUAGAUGAUGCCUUAGUGUCACAUGAUUCAUCGGAACUGUUAAUUGAAUCAAAAAGGCAGCUAUGCACUUUACUAGGAAUUGGAGGCUUUCAUUUGCACAAAUGGUACUCAAAUUGCGCUUCAUUGUUAGAUGACAUACCAAAAUCGCAACAACAUUUUGAUGAUAUAGAGUUAGGGAAAGAUAAUGAUGCUUCUCUAAAAACUUUGGGUAUAAGUUAUAACAUUAACACCGACUCUUUCAUGCUUUCGUCACCCAGCACUAACGAAAACAUGCCUACAACCAAGCGUGACAUUUUAAGCUUUAUUGGGAAGUUUUAUGACCCCUUGGGUUAUGCAGGGCCGAUCCUGGUAACCUCGAAAGCAAUCAUGCAACAGCUUUGGCUAGCAAAAGUAGGUUGGGAUGAAAGGCCGCCUGACGAGUUGCUAAAGGUAUGGUGUGAAUUUUUUGACAGCUUACAAGUCAUGUCACCUAUAACCAUCGCACGGCAUGUCGGUGUAUGCAACGCACGCUCUGUUCAGAUAAUAGGUUUUGCAGACGCCUCGAGCACCACAGCCUACGGGUGCUGUAUAUACCUACGUGUCACCGACCAAACAGGUAAAGUAAAAAUAUCAUUGUUAUGUUCAAGGUCGCGUGUGAACCCGAUAAGGCAAAGUCUAACUGUACCCAGACUUGAGCUCAAUGCUGCAGUAAUGCUUGCAAAACUGGUCGUCAGAGUGUAUGACACGUUGCAUCAUAAAUUAAACAUAGAUGAUGUUCACUUGUACUCGGAUUCACAAAUAGUCCUAGCAUGGAUUAAAACCAAUAUAACAUCGCUUAAUACAUAUGUGGGAAAUCGAGUGAAGGUCAUCACCAAUGAUCGGAAUAGGUAGUGCAAUUUAGGGUCAACGACCUCAAACAUUAUAUUAGUGUGGAUACGCCCGGCGGGAUUGCGGGAUUGCGGGAUUUCGGAUAUUUUCUAUCUAUACUGGUAUUAUAAAAGAAAACAAUUAUUUCAUAAGUAAUAUAUUUUAAAUGUUUAUCAUUUCUAAAGUGAAAAGUAUGGAAGAAAUAAAAAACAUUGGUCCUUUAAAUAUUUUUUUAUUAUUGUAAAACGUGUAAGCAUUCAGUUACGAAUAAAAGUGUUCAUACAAUGUAGACAACAAGUUAAAAUAAUCAUUUGUUAAUUAACAACAUAAUCAGAGAAAUACCAUUAGAAAACAUAGCAUCACGCCUGUAACCCCGAAGGGGUAGGCAGAAGUAUAAAAUACCCACUCCAGCUAUGUUUGAGUCGCAUAUAGGGGGCGAGCCUAUUGCCAUUUAUCGGGCACCAAUUAAGAGCACAUGAUAAUCAUAAUGAAAUUUAACAUUGUUGAUUAAUAUUUAAUUUAUCCUUUGCAUUAAAUAAAAACAGUAAUUAUCGUAAUUUAUUUCAAUUCGACAGAAAACGAACGAACGAACGAUUGAAUUAAAAAGUUUGUUUCCUUCAAUCGUCAUCUUCAUUCUCACUAUCAAUUUCUUCAACAUUUGAAAUGGCAUUUUCGUUUUCUGUGGAAUUGAAAUAAAUUACGAUAAUCUUUUCCAUAUUUGCCAACUUUAAUCUAUUUCUUUUAACAUUUAAUAUCCAUUUAUAUGUCGAAAACGUCCGUUCAACUUCUACUGAUGUCAGCGGGGCAAAUUUCCAAAUUAAAAUAUCGUCAGUUGCUGAACCGCUUGCGAUUUGUUCUGAAAACGUCCUGAUAAUAUCAAUAUCCGGAUUGCGAGCUAUGACUGCUUCUAAUUUAUUUUGUAUAGGUGAACUCAUACUCCAAUUGACUACUAACCUUACUU